UCUGUUGCCUCGGCAACCAAAACUAAUCCCACUCUCUAACCUUAUUACUCCAUACAAAGCUUUGCAUCACGAGCUUUCAAGGCCCAAGGCCCAAGCCCCACUAACAUGGCAUCACUCUGGAACCGUCUCACUCCUCAUUCGCAACUGUUCAAGCAAUAUCCAAAUAACUUCAAUACACCUGCACCAUCACCUUCACCAUUAUUUGUUGGUAAUUCAAAUACAAAUGUAGCAGAUAUGUCCCUAUUCAGUGCUCAAGUCCAUCCUGGACGAGCUCUGGGCUUUCUAGGUAUACUGAUAAAUGCAAUAUAUCCCUUCUUAAACAUCGGAAACUGAUAGUAUAUCCUCAGUCCUAGGAGCUUCACUUCACGAAAUCAUCACACGAAUAAAAGCUGAACCACAACGAUUCCCUAAACUCGACUUAACUUAUGAGCCUACCGCUCCUGUCGAUGAACCUGUUAUUCUCAGUCUACCCUCUAACGGAAUCCGCCUACGCUUUGAUGGACCUCAGCAACGUCUGCGACUUAUAGAAGUGUUAGAUUUUACAAAGAACAAACUUACAUAUAACGAUCGAGAGGUUUUAAGAUCUGGUGGAACUGCUUCACCAACUAACGCUGGGACCGGACAUCUUACUGGACCAACCUUUCGACAUAUUUACAAGAGUUUAAUUGGACCUACGUUUCCUGGAGAAUACAUCAAGCCCGAAGCUGGAGAUGAGACUGGAAUGGGCCUAUAUGUGUUAUCAUACCCCGGAGUCGCUUUCUCGUUCCCUAUUCAUAAAUCGUCUUGGUCACCCGGAAAAGAUGUCGUUUCGUUACUCUCAUCAUCCGCUAGCCAACCUGCUUCUUCUAUGGCGAUAUUCUCGGGAGAAUCUUGGCCCGAGGCACGAGAUAAUCUGUUUACGCAGACACUUGAACCCCUCAAAACAUUUACACCAUUAACAAAGGGUCGGGAGCAGGUUGCAGAUGAAAUUGGCCUCGUUAGACUUUAUGGCGGGGGCAAACUUGAGGUCGUUCGUCGUUUUAGCAACACCCCUUUUUGGAUUCUUCUAGGCGAAACAACUCCCCAAGAGCUUGUAGCUGAACUUGGACCACCUGAUGCUAUAUAUCGAAAGAACGAUCAAAAGAUGUCGAUUCAUAAGGCUCGAACUGCGAGUAGCACCGGUAGGCGUCCAGCUCAAACCGAUCUACGAGAUGACUCUACCGAUACCGACCAAUCUUCAGCUCACACUGCGACGGACGAUUCCGAUGAUGAUAGUGGUGAAGGAGAAGUAGCAGGAAAUGUAACUGGGGAAUGCUUUUACAAUUAUUUUUACCACGGUUUUGAUGUCUUAGUCUCCACUCCAACUUCACCGUCACAACUUCCACCAUCUAAAGCUCGUUCUCAACAGGAAAACAGUCGUAUCAUUCCUGUAGAUGCAACUGCACGUCUGGUAGCUACAAAAGUGAUAUUACAUGGGAACGUUCCAGGCUCAUAUCCCUUUAAUCGCCAUCGCCGCUGUCGCUGGGAGAUCGAAUAUUUAUCCCCAAAACCCAAAUCUAAAAUAAUGGCCAUUAACUCCGAAACCCCUUUUGCAUCCGUCGAAAGUAGUCUUUAUAACGAAUGGAAAAGCAUUUACACCAACGUAGAAGAAGCAAAGCAAAGACAACGCGGUAUGGUACUGAAUCGCGAUUGGGGGGAUAGUCCCGGUAGUAGUUGUGAACUGCUCGGUGGUUGGGAAGAUAGUUUAGGUGAGAAGCGAAAUGCUGGAAAGGAGGACGAGAAGGGCCUGGGUAAUACUACGUUAUUUGGAUUUCCGGGAUUGGUAUUUGAAGUACUGAAGAAUGGAACUGUUAGUGGUGUUACGGUGUUUUGAUUUGAGGGGGUAAUUGGAGCUUUUAAUGGGUAAUUGGAUAUCAAUUGUUUUGUGCUAGGUCAGGUGUUUUUUGGGUACACAUUCUUUAGACUGUGUGCAUAGAUAGGUUGGUUACUGGAUGGUUCAAGUAUAGGCACUAGGGAGUUCACAAUAUUUGAUGAUAUCAAGAUAUAGGAUUAUAGCAUUGACAUUCUGAAUAUUAAUUUUUUCCUACUGAGAGACUGGAAGGU
Molecule: messenger RNA, 2082 nt
Organism: Sclerotinia trifoliorum
Lineage: Eukaryota; Fungi; Ascomycota; Leotiomycetes; Helotiales; Sclerotiniaceae
Source: the annotation of a GenBank genome assembly